AUGUCUGGAAGAGGGAAGGGAGGCAAAGGCUUGGGAAAAGGCGGAGCGAAGCGGCACCGCAAAGUGCUCCGUGAUAACAUCCAGGGCAUCACGAAACCAGCCAUCCGGCGCCUGGCUCGCCGUGGCGGGGUCAAGCGCAUCUCGGGCUUGAUCUACGAGGAGACUCGCGGGGUGCUGAAGGUUUUCCUGGAGAAUGUGAUCAGGGAUGCGGUGACCUACACUGAGCACGCCAAGCGCAAGACGGUGACUGCCAUGGAUGUGGUGUACGCUCUGAAACGCCAGGGCCGCACUCUGUAUGGAUUCGGCGGCUGAGCAAAUCGUCCCUUUUCCAGCGAACCCAAAGGCUCUUUUCAGAGCCACCCAAACUCUCCGAUUGAGGGCGGAUACCUGAGGAUGGGGAAGGCAGUACAUAUGGAGGGGACAGUGUACUGCAGCUGGUUAUUUCACAUUUUUCGCGACUUUUAAUUUGGCUCAUUCCAUUACACAAAUGCAGUAAUUUCGUGUCCAGUGUCAAAAGAGAGAGAUCAAGCAGUGAGAACGGAGACCUGAGCACAGGAAAGGCAACACAUAGAGAGUGUGUACUGUGCCGCAGCUGGUUACUUCAUAUCUAGAUUUGUAAUUCCGCCCUGAUGUUAAAUGUUACAUAGUGCAGUUUUUUUUUCUGUUUCAUUCCUUCCAGGAAUGAUAUUCAGUUCAGUUUUCUUUCAGGGAAGCCUCCAAAGGUUUUAAUAACCUGUUGUUACACUCUGCCUGUUGCAGUU
Stegostoma tigrinum is the source of this 761-nucleotide messenger RNA. Its product is annotated as histone H4. The coding region runs from base 1 to 312 and encodes 103 amino acids. The transcript has a single exon. Gene Ontology annotation, biological process: nucleosome assembly. Gene Ontology annotation, molecular function: structural constituent of chromatin; DNA binding; protein heterodimerization activity. The record is from RefSeq and is a predicted model, not a curated record. Lineage: Eukaryota; Metazoa; Chordata; Chondrichthyes; Orectolobiformes; Stegostomatidae. Gene Ontology annotation, cellular component: nucleosome.